Messenger RNA from Chenopodium quinoa (quinoa), 1118 nucleotides. RefSeq names its product 39S ribosomal protein L28, mitochondrial. Gene Ontology annotation, molecular function: structural constituent of ribosome. The transcript is spliced from 3 exons. The record is from RefSeq and is a predicted model, not a curated record. Gene Ontology annotation, cellular component: mitochondrial large ribosomal subunit. NCBI's taxonomy places the organism in Eukaryota, Viridiplantae, Streptophyta, Magnoliopsida, Caryophyllales, Amaranthaceae. Bases 178 to 825 code for a protein of 215 amino acids.
CUAUGGGGGUCAGGGCUUUUAAAGGCCUCCAUUCCUAUUUCCUACCUCUGAGUUAUUUCAUUGAAGCGCACUCAACGUUCUCCAUUGAAGCGUUCUCCGUUGAAUCUAAUUCUUGUAUCCUCCAUUGAAGCAUCUUCUAAGACUGAUUUGUGAUAUUCAACAGCUAGUGAGAGAAAAAUGGCAUUUCGGUCAAAGGAAACAAUGAAAAAGCUACUGAAGAAAGUUGGUGAAGAUAACAUUACCAGGGGUGUUAAAGAAGCUCUAAGUAAGAACAUACCGAAUAAUAAGGUGGUCAUGGGUCGUGCUAAGCGAGGGCUUUUUGCUGGUCGCCAUAUUCAGUAUGGCAACCAAGUUAGUGAAGAUGGAGGCAAUAAGUCACGGAGAACUUGGAAGCCUAACGUGCAAGAAAAACGACUCUUCAGCUACAUUUUGGACCGCCACAUUCGUGUACAUGUGACCACCCAUGCUCUACGCUGCAUUGAUAAAGCUGGGGGGAUUGAUGAGUACUUAUUGAAGACACCAUAUCAUAAAAUGGACACGGAGAUGGGCCUCCUCUGGAAAGCCAAAAUCGAGAAGAUGUACGAAGAGCUUGGGAAAGUGGAGGUUUCUUUCUUCUCCCCGGAAGAUGAAGCGAAGUUUGAGCAAAGCUUCAAGGAAAUGAAACUAGAUGAAAAGACUGCUCGAAGGGAAUUCAGAAGACAGUUGUAUGGUAGGUCAUCGACUCCUGAGGCAACAUCAGAUCCCAAGGAUGGUGAGUCAGAUGGUGGAGGCUCUGGAUAUGGAAACUCGCAUUCAGAUCAUGAGCAGUUGGUUGCAAAUGCUUGAGAUUGCACUUCAUUAACACCUUCGAGCCUUUUCUGAUUUCAUAACAGGAUGUUAGCCAUUUUUGUAUCAAAUUGCUCCUGUGGUUGUAGUAUUUGUCGUAUUUUAUUCUCUCUUUUUUUUUAAGUUUCCAUAGUAUGUACUAUGUAGGCUAUUUACGUAAGUGCCUUGUAUGAUAAUAAUAUGCAAUGCUCAGAAUUUUGAUGAAGUCAGCUCAAUGUAUCGACACAACUGCAUUGACAGAUAAAUCUCUGUGCUGGUAUGAAAAUUUUGCUUUCACUUUGUGAUAGAUGUUU